Molecule: messenger RNA, 456 nt
Organism: Herpailurus yagouaroundi (jaguarundi)
Lineage: Eukaryota; Metazoa; Chordata; Mammalia; Carnivora; Felidae
Product: indoleamine 2,3-dioxygenase 2-like
Exons: 3
Coding region: 185-442 (85 amino acids)
Biological process (GO): 'de novo' NAD+ biosynthetic process from L-tryptophan
Cellular component (GO): cytoplasm
Molecular function (GO): metal ion binding; heme binding; L-tryptophan 2,3-dioxygenase activity
Source: RefSeq, a predicted model, not a curated record
CCCCUGAAAUGCCUCAGAUACUGCAGUGUCCUAAGAUUGGGGGAAAUGGGGUGUGCAUGGAGGCUCUUAGUUCCUUCACUAAAAUAUAACCUGCUCCUUAUACACAUAGAACCCUUCACAUCGAAGAACCCCUGUGCUCAUCCUCACCGUGCAACUGAUAAUCUCUGGAUAUUCUCUUGAACAGAUGCCCCUCCUGACCUGCCAGUUCCUCCAGAGUUACCGGGAACAGCGCCUGGCCCACUUGGUUCUGAGCUUUAUUACCAUGGGAUAUGUCUGGCAGAAAGGAGAGACGCAGCCCAAAGAGGUUCUGCCAAGAAAUCUUGCCCUUCCCUUUGUUGAAGUCUCCAGGAACUUGGGCAUCCCUCCUAUCCUGGUCCAUGCAGACUUGGUGCUGACAAACUGGACCACUAGGGAUCCUGAAAGACCCCUGGAAAUCAGGUAAGUUCUCAGAAAUCG